Molecule: messenger RNA, 429 nt
Organism: Closterium sp. NIES-67
Lineage: Eukaryota; Viridiplantae; Streptophyta; Zygnematophyceae; Desmidiales; Closteriaceae
Source: the annotation of a GenBank genome assembly
GGGUUAGGGGCGGGGGGAAACACCAUGUCCUUCCUCUCGCCCCUCCCCUGGCCCCUCUUAACCACGCUCCUGGCGUGUUUUCCGAACUUUGUGCGGGUCACCCUCGCCUGUCGCCCUUGUCCUUCGUGUCGUCUCGCGCAUUCCCCAGUUUGGUGGUUCUGCCGCAGUGCGGCAGAGGGCGCUACAAGAGGGUUCGGCAGCAACCUGUCCGUCCUGCGACCGCCUGACCUGAGACCUGAACCUCCUCAGUCCCAGCAACUUCCUCCCUGGGUCGUUCCGCAAGCUACAGAGCCCUCCACUCUUGCAUAGGAGUGGGAUGAAGGGGGACAUGGGUGCUGUGGCAGUCGCAAGAUACUGCGUGGGGCAAUGGAACAUAUUGUACUGCGUACUGUUAUGAAAAGCGCGGAGGGCAAUGGAACAUAUUGUACU